Calliphora vicina (urban bluebottle blowfly) is the source of this 1029-nucleotide messenger RNA. Its product is annotated as mitochondrial amidoxime reducing component 2-like. The transcript is spliced from 3 exons. The record is from RefSeq and is a predicted model, not a curated record. Gene Ontology annotation, molecular function: pyridoxal phosphate binding; catalytic activity; molybdenum ion binding. NCBI's taxonomy places the organism in Eukaryota, Metazoa, Arthropoda, Insecta, Diptera, Calliphoridae. Bases 46 to 1029 code for a protein of 327 amino acids.
UAGUUACAAAAAUUACUUUUCAACAAAUUUCACACCACGUAAGUCAUGAAAUCAUAUCUCCUGUCUACAGUACUUGCAGCUAGUUUGGGUGCCAUAGCGCUAUCUUAUAUAUCAUAUUAUAUUUGUCGACGGAAACAUUUGCAAAAACCACCAAAAAAUGCAAAAUGGGAAUUUGUUGGUACAUUGGAAGAAAUUGUUAUAUAUCCUGUUACAUCAGCAGCACCACUUUUACUAAAUGAAGUACAGUGUAAAAUUGAUGGUUUGUAUUCAGAAGAUCUUAGAGAUCGUUGUUUGGUUUUGAUCGAUGAAAAUGGCAAAUAUGCAUUUGCUGGUGUAUAUCCAAAAAUGUUAAGUAUUACGACUGAAGUGGGUUAUAAAAACACUUUAGUUGUGAAAGCUCCCGAGAUGGAAUCGUUAACUAUAAAUUUGGACUCACUAAAGAUGAAACAUCCCAUAGUUAAACACAAACAGGGUUGUAAAUCCCAUUUAGUGGAAGGUGAACAGGAACAUCAUGAAUGGUUUUCAAAAGUCAUUAUGAACAAAUCACAAGGUUUAAAAUUAUUUUUAAUCAUAAACACGGAAUUUGAGUACAAUUUAAUGGGUGAAGAUAAAAGUGAGUUUAUACCUGUCAUGGUUAUGAAUAAUAAAUCCGUAAAUGAUCUUAAUAAACGUUUGACAACUGAUGACAGAGUCCAUCAUUUACAAUUUCGUGGCAAUGUCUUGAUUGAUACGUUGGAAAAUGUUAAGCCCUAUGCUGAAGAUAAUUGGAGUUGGAUUAGAAUUGGCGAGGAGAAAGAGAAUGCUGCUAAAAAUUGUAUAUUACGUUAUCAUGCUCCAUGUCUAAGAUGUAUAUUACCGAAUGUUGAUAUUAAAACAUGUAAAAGGAAUCCAAAUUUCGAACCUUUAAAUACUCUCAAGAAAUACCGCCUUAUUCAUAAUAAAAAAGAGCCAACUAUGGGUGCAUAUUACAAAGUUUAUCAAGAAGGAAGUUUUAAGACUAAAGAUCCGGUUUAUGCUAUAAUAACAUAA